AUGCUCGGGCCCCGGCUGCUGCUGCUUCUCUCCUGCGGGGGUGCCCUGCUCAGCGCCGGCCUGGACGACAGCUCCUUGGUGCCCCCAGGCCUCCGGAGGCUGAAGGACUCCCCGCAGACAGCUCCAGACAGGGGCUGGUGCUCCACGUGGGGGCCCGGCCAUUUCGCCACCUUCGAUGGCCACACUUACGACUUCUCGGGGACCUGCAACUACAUCUUUGCGGCCAUGUGCAAGGAUGCCUCGUCCACCUUCAGCGUGCAGCUACGGCGAGGGCCGAGCGGGAACAUCUCCCGGGUCAUCGUGGAGCUGGGGGCCUCUGUGGUCACCAUGCAGAAGGCGGCCAUCUCCGUCAAGGACGUGGGGGUCGUCAGCCUGCCCUACACCAGCAACGGGCUCCAGAUCACACCCUUCGGCCAGAGCGUGCGGCUGGUGGCCAAGCAGCUGGAGCUGGAACCGGUGGUCAUGUGGGGUCCGGGCGCCCACCUCAUGGUCCUGGUGGAGAAGAAACACAUGGGCAAGAUGUGUGGGCUGUGUGGGAACUACGACGGCGAGAAGGCCAAUGAGUUUCUGAGCGAGGACGGCCAACUCCUGGAACCCCCUAAGUACGCUGCCCUCCAGAAGCUGGAUGACCCCAACGAGAUCUGUGCCUAUGAGGCCAUCCCCAGCCCCCGGGUCCCGCAGGCAGAGGACGCCCAGACCUGCAUCCAGUUGCUGACCCUGGUGUCCCGCGAGUGCAACGUGCCCAAGGAACCCUUCCCGCUGAGCUGCCAGGCGGACAUGGCCAUGUGUGCCCAGCCUGGCCGGCACCACUGCAGCUGUGCCACGCUAUCCGAGUACUCGCGCCAGUGCAGCAUGGCCGGCCAGCCCGUCAACAGCUGGCGGGGCCCUGGCCUCUGUCCUGUGGGCCAGUGCCCAGCCAACCAGGUGUACCGGGAGUGCGGCGAGACCUGCGUGCGGACCUGCUCCAAUCCACGGCACAGCUGCUCCAGCUUCUGCACCUUCGGCUGCGUCUGCCCGGAAGGUAUGGUUCUGGACGACAUCUCCAAAAACCACAGCUGCGUGCCCGUCCCCCAGUGCCCCUGCGUGCUCAGUGGGGUGGCCUUCGCCCCUGGGGAGGUCACGACAGCCGCCUGCCAGACCUGCCGGUGCUCGGGGGGUCGCUGGGAGUGCGUGGAGCAGCCCUGCCCCAGGCGCUGUGCCCUGGAGGGCGGCUCCUUCGUCACCACAUUCGACGCCAGGCCCUACCGCUUCCACGGCACCUGCACCUACAUCCUCCUCCAGAGCCCCCAGCUCCCCGACGGGGGCUCGCUCAUGGCCGUGUACGACAAGUCUGGGUACUCGCACUCGGAGACAUCGCUGGUCGCUGUCAUCUAUGUGUCCAGCCAGGACAAAAUUGUGAUUUCUCAGGACGAGGUGAUCACCAACAACGGGGAAACCAAGCGGCUGCCGUAUGAGACUCGCAACAUCACGAUCUUCAGGCAGACAUCCACCCACAUGCAAAUGGUCACCACCUUCGGGCUGGAGCUCGUGAUCCAGCUGUGGCCGUUGUUCCAGGUGUACAUCACUGUCGGGCCCCAGUUCAGAGGCCAGACCAGAGGGCUCUGUGGCAACUUCAACGGGGACACGACGGACGACUUCAUGACCAGCAUGGGCAUCGCCGAGGGUACCGCCUCGCUCUUCGUGGACUCCUGGCGGGCAGGGAACUGCCCAGCCGCACGCGAGCGUGAGAUCGACCCCUGCUCCAUGAGCCAGCUCAACAAGGUGUGCGCAGAGACCCACUGCGCAGUGCUGGUGAGGAAGGGCACAGUGUUCGAGAAGUGCCAUGCCGCCGUGGACCCCAAGCCCUUCUACAAGAGGUGCGUGUACCAGGCCUGCAACUACGAGGAGACCUUCCCGCACAUCUGCGCCGCCCUGGGCGACUACGCCCUCGCGUGCACCUCACGGGGCGUCCUGCUCCAGGGCUGGAGGAGCAGCGUGGACAACUGCAGCACCCCUUGCACAGGCAACCAGACGUUCAGCUACAACAGCCAGGCCUGUGACCGCACGUGCCUGUCUCUGUCCAACCGCGAGGUCGAGUGCCACCCCAGCGCCGUGCCCGUGGACGGCUGCAACUGCCCCGAGGGCACCUACCUGAACCACAAGACUGAGUGUGUGCGUGAGGCCCAGUGUCCCUGCCUCCUGGACAGCUCCAAGUUCAUCCUGGCCGGCCAGUCCACCAUGGUCAAUGGCGUCAUCUGCCACUGCGUCAACGGGCGGCUGAGCUGCCCGGCACAGCCUCAGACGGUCUUGGCAACCUGCUCGGCCCCCAAGACGUUCCAGUCCUGCAGCCAGUCCUCGGAGGACAAGUUCGGGGCAGCCUGCGCUCCCACCUGUCAGAUGCUAGCCACCGGCACCCCCUGUGUGCCCACCAAGUGUGAGCCUGGCUGUGUCUGUGCCAAGGGGCUCUACGAGAAUGCCAGCGGGCAGUGCGUGCCCCCCGAGGAGUGCCCGUGCGAGUUUGCAGGCAUCUCCUAUCCCCAGGGCGCUGAUCUCCACACGGACUGCAAGAGCUGCAUCUGCUCUAGGGGGACGUGGACGUGCCAGCAGAGUGCCCACUGCCCAUCUACCUGCACCCUCUACGGGGAGGGCCACGUGGUCACCUUCGAUGGGCAACGCUUUGUGUUUGAUGGCAACUGCGAGUACAUCCUGGCCACAGACAGCUGCGGUGCCAGCGACUCGCAGCCCACCUUCAAGAUCCUUACAGAGAAUGUCGUGUGUGGGAAGUCGGGCGUCACCUGCUCACGGGCCAUCAAGAUCUUCCUGGGGGGCCUGUCCUUCAUGCUGGCGGAUAGGAACUACACAGUCAGGGGGGAGGACCCCGGCGUGCACUUCCGGGUCGAGGCCAGCUCCCUGCACCUAGUGCUGGACGCCACCAUCAGCAGCACGUACAACCUGACCCUCAUCUGGAACAAGCACAUGACCGUCUUCAUCAAGAUCGCCCGUGCCUCCCAGGACGCCCUCUGCGGCUUGUGCGGCAACUACAACGGGGACAUGAAGGACGACUUCCAGACACGCAGCAAGUACCUGGCGCCCAGCGAGCUAGAGUUCGUGAACUCCUGGAAGGAGAGCCCGCUGUGCGCGGACACCACCUUCACGCUGGACCCCUGCAGCCUCAACACCUUCCGUCACUCCUGGGCUGAGCGCAAGUGCAGCAUCAUCAACAGCCAGACCUUCGCCGCCUGCCACAGCCAGGUGUACCGCCUGCCUUACUAUGAGGCCUGCGUGCGCGACACGUGUGGGUGUGACACUGGCGGGGACUGCGAGUGCCUGUGUGACGCUGUGGCCGCCUACGCCAAGGCCUGCGUGGACAAGGGCGUGUGCGUGGACUGGCGGUCCCCAGACUUCUGCCCCAUCUACUGCGAUUUCUACAACACCCACACGCAGGUGGGCGGCAGCAAGUACCAGUACACCCAGGAGACCAACUGUACAUGGCACUACCAGCCGUGCCUCUGCCCCGCGUGGCCGCAGAGCUUCCCGGGGACCAACAUCGAAGGCUGCUACAACUGCUCCCAGAAUGAGUACUUCGAUCACGACAAGGGGACGUGCUUGCCAUGCAACACCCAGCCUUCCGGCCACGCCAACGGCCACAGCCACAGCCGCCACCACCCAGACACAACCAACAGUCCCCCCAGGAGAAUCGCCUCAAACCACCUCCACCGUCACCACAUGGGCCACAUCAGCGCCAGCCACCACGGCCACUCGAAGGCCAACAGCCACGGCACCCACCGUGACCCGGGCCACAACGCAGCCCACAGGAUCCUCCCACGACACAGUCACGCGGUCCACAGCUCGGUCCACGGCGCGAACCACAGCAGCCCUGCCAACAUCACGGACCCCCACAGUGUCCCCCGCAAAAACAGAGCUUACACCCACAGCCCUGCCACUGACCAAGACCACAACAGGGACUGCCACACCCACAGCCUGGCCACUGACAAAAACCACAACAGGGACCGCCAAACCCACAGCCCCGCCACUGACAAAGACCACAACAGGGACCGCCACACCCACAACCCUGCCACUGACAAAGAGCACAACAGACACUGCCACAACCACAGCCCCGCCACUGACAAAGACCACAACAGAGACCACCACACCCACAGCCCCGCCACGGACAAAGACCACAAUAGGGACCACCACACCCAGAACCCCACCACGGACAAAGACCACAACAGAGACCGCCACACCCACAGCCCCGCCACGGACAAAGACCACAAUAGGGACCACCACACCCAGAACCCCACCACUGACAAAGACCACAACAGGGACCGCCACACCCACAGCCACACCACUGACAAAGACCACAACAGAGACUACCGCACCCACAGCCCGGCCACUGACCAAGACCACAACAGGGACCGCCACACCCACAGCCACACCACUGACAAAGACCACAACAGAGACUACCGCACCCACAGCCCGGCCACUGACCAAGACCACAACAGGGACCGCCACACCCACAGCCACACCACUGACAAAGACCACAACAGAGACUACCGCACCCACAGCCCGGCCACUGACCAAGACCACAACAGGGACCGCCACACCCACAGCCCCACCACUGACAGAGACCACAACAGGGACCGCCACACCCAGAACCCCGCCACUGACAAAGACCACGACAGGGGCCACGCAAGCCCAGAACUCGCCAACUGGCCCCCCACCCAUAUCAACACACAUCCCUGUCACAGAAACAGAGCCUACACCCACAGCCCUGCCACUGACAAAGACCACAAUAGGAACCACCACACCCACAGCCCCGCCACUGACAAAGACCACAACAGGGACCACCACACCCCCAGCCACACCACUGACAAAGACCACAACAGGAACCGCCACACCCACAGCCCCGCCGCUGACAAAGACCACAACAGGGACCUCCACACCCAGAACCCCGCCACUGACAAAGGCCACAAGAGGGACCGCCACACCCACAGCCCCACCACUGACAAAGACCACAACAGGAACCACCACACCCAGAACCCCGCCACUGACAAAGACCACAAGAGGGACCACCACACCCACAGCCCUGCCACUGACAAAGACCACAACAGGGACCCCCACACCCAGAACCCCGCCACUGACAAAGACCACAACAGGGACCUCCACACCCAGAACCCCGCCACUGACAAAGACCACAAGAGGGACCGCCACACCCACAGCCACACCACUGACAAAGACCACAACAGGAACCACCAUACCCAGAACCCCGCCACUGACAAAGACCACAAGAGGGACCACCACACCCACAGCCCUGCCACUGACAAAGACCACAACAGGGACCACCACACCCAGAACCCCGCCACUGACAAAGACCACGACAGGGGCCACGCAAGCCCAGAACUCGCCAACUGGCACCCCACCCAUAUCAACACACAUCCCUGUCACAGAAACAGAGCCUACACCCACAGCCCUGCCACUGACAAAGACCACAAUAGGAACCACCACACCCAGAACCCCGCCACUGACAAAGACCACAACAGGGACCACCACACCCCCAGCCACACCACUGACAAAGACCACAACAGGAACCGCCACACCCACAGCCCCGCCGCUGACAAAGACCACAACAGGGACCUCCACACCCAGAACCCCGCCACUGACAAAGACCACAAGAGGGACCGCCACACCCACAGCCCCACCACUGACAAAGACCACAACAGGAACCACCACACCCAGAACCCCGCCACUGACAAAGACCACAAGAGGGACCACCACACCCACAGCCCCGCCACUGACAAAGACCACAACAGAGACCAACACACCCACAGCCACACCACUGACAAAGACCACAACAGGGACCACCACACCCACAGCCCCGCCACUGACAAAGACCACAACAGGGACCACCACACCCCCAGCCACACCACUGACAAAGACCACAACAGGGACCGCCAAACCCACAGCCCCGCCACUGACAAAGACCACAACAGGAACCGCCACACCCACAGCCCUGCCGCUGACAAAGACCACAACAGGGACCUCCACACCCAGAACCCCGCCACUGACAAAGACCACAACAGGAACCGCCACACCCACAGCCCUGCCGCUGACAAAGACCACAACAGGGACCUCCACACCCAGAACCCCGCCACUGACAAAGACCACAAGAGGGACCGCCACACCCACAGACAGACCACUGACAAAGACCACAACAGAGACUACCGCACCCACAGCCCGGCCACUGACCAAGACCUCAACAGGGACCACCGCACCCACAGCCCCACCACUGACAGAGACCACAACAGGGACCACCACACCCAGAACCCCGCCACUGACAAAGACCACGACAGGGGCCACACAAGCCCAGAACUUGGUCAGCACAGCCGCAACCUCCACUGUCCCGGUAUCACACUCUACUUCAAAUGCCCUCCAUCCAACUGGCACCCCACCCAUAUCAACACACAUCCCUGUCACAGAAACAGAGCCUACACCCACAGCCCUGCCACUGACAAAGACCACAACAGGAACCACCACACCCAGAACCCCGCCACUGACAAAGACCACAAGAGGGACCGCCGCACCCACAGCCCCGCCACUGACAAAGACCACAACAGGGACCACCACACCCCCAGCCACACCACUGACAAAGACCACAACAGGAACCGCCACACCCACAGCCCCGCCGCUGACAAAGACCACAACAGGGACCUCCACACCCAGAACCCCGCCACUGACAAAGGCCACAAGAGGGACCGCCACACCCACAGCCCCACCACUGACAAAGACCACAACAGGGACCACCCGAGCCCAGAACUCAGUCAGCACACCACCAUCGUGUCUGUCAGGCCCUCCCUCUCACCCCCAUCUUCUCCCACGCUGUCCCCUCUCCCCACUCCCAGUACCAUGGUCCUGUCUACAUCCCGGACCACAGCCAGCAAGCCCACCUCCUCAGCUCUGUCCUCUCGGUCCACUACCUCAAAGUCCACCUCCCUCACGACCCGAGCCCCCACGCAGGGCCUCCUGUCUUCUACCCUGGGAGUGACAGCCAUCCCAAAUUCCCCAGCCACCAACCUCACCACCAGACAGCCAAGUACCACCAGGCUGCCGGCCAGCGUAUUCCUGACCGGCUCCAUCACUGCACAUGGAAGCUCCUCCUUUCCCACUGCCAGGUCCUCUUCCACCAGGGGCCAAUCCAUCUCCUCUCUCAUCACAUCUCUACCCAGCUCUCCAGGGACCUGCAGCGUGAGGGAGUUUGAGGAAGAGGUCACUUACCAGGGGUGCACGGCCAACGUGACGGUGACCCGCUGCGAGGGCGUCUGCGCCUCCUCGGCCAGCUUCAACACUGACACCAUGCAAGUGGACACCAACUGCAGCUGCUGCCACCCCCUCAGCUCCCAUGAGAAGCAGCUCGUGCUGCCCUGCCCGGACCCCAGGGUGAGGGGACGGCGGCUGACGCUCAGGCUGCAGGUAUUCAGCAGCUGCACGUGCCGCUCCCAGCGCUGCGGAGACUAG
Messenger RNA from Lipotes vexillifer (Yangtze River dolphin), 7491 nucleotides. It is a transcript of the gene MUC6, whose product is annotated as mucin 6, oligomeric mucus/gel-forming. NCBI's taxonomy places the organism in Eukaryota, Metazoa, Chordata, Mammalia, Artiodactyla, Lipotidae. The record is from RefSeq and is a predicted model, not a curated record. The transcript is spliced from 36 exons. Gene Ontology annotation, cellular component: extracellular matrix. Gene Ontology annotation, molecular function: protein binding. The coding region runs from base 1 to 7491 and encodes 2496 amino acids.